UCUCAGUACAUGGUUAUAUAGAGUCAAAGGCCCGGAGCGCACCAACAGCUGCCGCAUGUUCCAACAUCUCUUUUUUUUCAUGAUUUUUUUUAUUUUAUACGAAAAAAAUCAAACUUGUUUUACUGAUAAACACUCAGAGUAAGACAGACUUAAAUUUAUAUUUAGUCUCUCACGAUACUUCAUAUAGACGAGACGCUAAUCAAGAUUUCUUUUCUUUUUUCUUUCACGUGAUAUAACCAUCGAUUAUCGCAAAUCGUUUGAAGAGGCGCUACAACGUCACUCUCCAAAAUGGAUAUUUUAAGACCUACUAAAGAUUCACAUUCUUUUGCGAUACCAGAAUUGGCACGUGUAACCGAUAUCCAUUUAGAAUUGAUUGUGGACUUUAAACGAAGAGUUCUUAAAGGAAAAGUGAUUUUGACAAUAACAAGGCUACCUUCAAUUAAUCAGAUUAUUUUAGAUAACCUCGGACUUGUUAUAUCAAGUGUCACUAACGUGCUUGACGGAACACUUUUACAUCAUCAUCAUGUUGUAACUAAUUCUGCCUUUGGAAGUCCAUUUUGCGUAGAUUUACCACCAACUAUCGGCACUACUUAUAACCCUGAAUGUAAAAUUCAAAUUGAAUAUGAAACAAGUCCAAACUCUCCUGCAUUAUACUGGCUAACAGCCGCGCAAACUGGCGAUGGUAAACAUCCCUUUUUACUGUCUAACAACAAGCUAAUAUAUGCUAGAUCAUGGUUUCCUUGUCAGGACACCCCGUCUGUCAAAUUUACGUACUCGGCUAAGAUUUUGGUACCAAAAAAUUUUUCAGUUUUAAUGUCCGCACUUUCGCAUAAUAAUGUAGAUCGCGAGGAUCCGCAGCUAGACCAAUAUGAAUUCCGUCAACAUUUACCUGUAUCAUCUUGUGCGGUGAUUAUUGCUGUGGGUUUAUUACAAACGAAAAAACUUAAUGAAAGAAUGAAUAUAUUUGCCGAAGAAAACAUUUUUAAGACCAAUUAUAUCAAAAUUUUUCGUUACACUGCAAUUGAAAAGAUGUUGCAAAUUGCCAAAAGAUUGUGUGGUUCUUAUAUGUGGGGUAGAUACGAUAUAUGCGUGCUUCCACCAAGUAUCGCUCAUUUCGAAAUAGAAUGUCCAUGUGUGACAUUUAUUUCACCGCUUCUACUUCACGGAGAUCGUUCUUAUGUCGGUGAUUCGCUUGCUCGGAACAUCUCACAGAGCUGGGCAGGAAAUUUAGUUUCGUGUUCGAAUUAUGAACAUCUGUGGUUAAAUAAGAGUUUCAGCCUUUUUAUUUCCAGAAAAAUUGGACGCAGUGUUUUAUAUCAUAAAGGUAUAGAUGUUUAUCUUCAAAGGGAAGGAUUAAAGAACCUGAAUAGUUUGGUCCAAGAACCCAAAAAUGUCAACAAGCUAAGAUGCUUAUUACCCAAUUUGGAAUAUUUGUCACCUGAUAUACUCACUAAAUAUGUGCCUUACGAAAGAGGAUAUUUUCUCUUAUGUCAUCUAGAGAAUAUGUUAGGAGGACCCACAGUAUUCGAACUAUUUCUUCAAUCUUAUUUUGAUAAUUUUGCAUUUAGAAGUAUUAAUACUGCAGAUUGGUUAAACUACUUACGUCAAAAAUUUCCUGACAAAGUAAAGAUGUUAGAAGAUGUUGAAUGGCACUUGUGGUUCGGUAACAUUUUUUUCACACCUAUUAUGCCGGAAUUGUCGGAAAUGUCCGCAUGGGAAAACAAGUGUUUUAUAUUAGCUAAAAAAUGGAUUAAUUGGGAUAUUCGGCGUGUCCAUGAUAUACCACCUUUUAUGACAGCAGACGAGAGGAACCUCUGUAACAUUGAGAAAAUAUUGUUAUUAAACAAUCUACAUUCUUCUCAUCAAAGUCUGACCACAGUAAAACUGUAUUCUUUAAACAAUUGUUUCUUUUGCGGUAUCCAAAAUGGUGGUGAAAUACGGUUUUCUUGGCUGCUAUUGUGCAUCAAAGUUCAAUGGGAUAAAAAAGUUGAAUCAGCGUUGAACUUUGCCGUUAAAUAUUGUUCGCCAAAUUAUGCAUAUCCUAUAUUUAAAUCUCUGUGCAAAUGGCGAGAAAUGCGUCUACUAAUGAUCGGACAGUAUUAUCAAAAUAAAGAAAAGAUAUUAAAUGAAACCCAGGAGAAAUUAAAUAAAAUUUUAUAGUCUUUAUUU
Temnothorax curvispinosus is the source of this 2169-nucleotide messenger RNA. Its product is annotated as leukotriene A-4 hydrolase-like. Gene Ontology annotation, cellular component: cytosol. The transcript is spliced from 11 exons. Lineage: Eukaryota; Metazoa; Arthropoda; Insecta; Hymenoptera; Formicidae. Gene Ontology annotation, molecular function: metallopeptidase activity; aminopeptidase activity; epoxide hydrolase activity. Gene Ontology annotation, biological process: proteolysis; peptide catabolic process. Bases 289 to 2160 code for a protein of 623 amino acids. The record is from RefSeq and is a predicted model, not a curated record.